UUCUUUCUCGAACCAGGCGCUUAACCAAUCUUGACGCGAUGCCGCUAGAUAGCACUUUUAGCUCGUAUUUCUUGAUUUAACCUGUGUUUUUUUAAUUUCAUGAAUUAUCUUUUAAUUAGCAGAAUCUCAAGAACAGGAUCGAUUCAUGGGUUGAACAUCAUCAAUUCCUACCACUGACCCAUUAGGCCCAUUUGAUUUACAUAGGAAUAACAAAUAUUCACAACAUAUAACCGUGAUUGUCAAAAAACUCUCACGACUUAAGGACAGCUGAUAUGUGUACAUAUAUGUGGAUGAUUUAGAUUCUCGACGUAAUAAUGAGUCAAUUUAUUACAGUACAAGUUGGCCAAUGUGGCAAUCAAAUAGGAUCAGCUUUCUGGCCUUUGGCUCUACAUGAAUAUGGCAUUCAGACUACUACUGCUAAUGUUAAUUUACUCAAAGUACAACGAACUCAUGUCAAACGCAUCAAGGAUUUGUCCGACGAGUUUUCUAGUUUUUUCCAUGUCCCAGGUAAUGCUGAUAGCAUGCAUUUUCAAAAUGUAGCUGAAUUGAAUGCAGCUAAAGUCAGAGCCAGGAGUAUUCUGAUAGAUAUGGAGGACAGUGUCGUGUCUAGAUUUAAACAAGGUCCAUUGCGUCAGUUAUUUGAUCAAACCUGUAUUGUAACAAAUUACCCAGGAUCUGGAAACAAUUGGGCGGUAGGAUAUCACGUUCACUGCAGGAAGUACCGUGACCGUUUGGAGGAAAGCAUAAGACACACGGUUGAAAAAUGCGAUCGACUUCACGGAUUUUUACUAAUGCAUUCUUUAGGAGGUGGUACCGGGUCCGGAUUAGGUACAGCAAUUUUAAAACUGCUGGAGGAUAAUUACCCUCGCGUGGAGAGGCUUGUGUCUUGCGUGUAUCCAGCAAAUGCUCAAGAUGUUGUAACGGCACCUUAUAACACUUUACUUGCGACCCGAGAGCUCGUGGAGCAUGCCACAUGCGUGUUUCCCAUAGAGAACAAAGCGCUCUUGGAUAUAUGUAAUGCGCAAAUGAACAAAGGAGAAAAUACCAGUCAAAUAAAUUAUAAUACAUCGUGUAAACCGUUUCAAGAUAUGAACAGUAUUAUUGUCAAUAUGCUUUUGCACCUGACCAGCGGAUCUAGAUUUCCAGGAAGUUUAAACAUGGACAUGAACGAAGUGGCUACAAAUUUGGUGCCCUACCCGAAAUUACAUUAUAUAUUUAGUAGUAUCAGCCCUGUAACUUUAGCUGCUCCAAAUGUGUGCAACAUACAAGAGACGAGAUUGCAGGAUGAACUGUUCACUAACGCGUGGUCACGAAAUAAUCAAUUAAUCAAACUGGAUCCUCUACAACAUACCUCCGUGAUUCUUGCCGCCGCACAUAUUGCGAGGGGGAAUACCACUUUGACUGACAUGAAAAGAAAUAUCGAAAGGUUUCAAAAUAAAGCAAAAUUUACUUCAUGGAGUAGGGACUGCAUGAAAAUAGGAUUAUGUUCUAUUCCUCCAGCGGGACAUUCCUCGUCAUUACUAUGUCUACUUAAUUCGUCUACUAUGUCUUUAUUAUUCAAAGAUAUAGUACAAGAAUUUUCCAGAUUGUACAGGAAAAAGGCACACGUUCACCACUAUACGCAGGUACAUGGAUUUGACGAGGCACAUUUCGACGAGAGCAAAGAAUACAUCCUCGAUCUACGUGAACGUUAUAUGCAAAUACGAAGUAUGGAAGAAACGGACAUUUCUAGAUUACGAGUAAUUUAACAAGUUCGUAAGAACUCGGAAAAGCACACGUGUGUGUCUUGUACCGUUUGCAUGCAUGACGGAAAAUUGUCGAUAUUUAUUUUCAAUAUUUAUUAAUUUUCUUAUGUAUAUAUGUACAACAUAAUUCUAAUUUAAUAAAAAUAGUAGCUUUAAAGACCAGUGUAACAAAAUAUUAUUAAUACAGAACUAAAUAUAUCUGUGGCGCGAAUUUCAUAAACGAAACUUUGUUAGAGCAUUAUUCGUGUC
Messenger RNA from Dinoponera quadriceps, 1994 nucleotides. Its product is annotated as tubulin epsilon chain-like. NCBI's taxonomy places the organism in Eukaryota, Metazoa, Arthropoda, Insecta, Hymenoptera, Formicidae. Gene Ontology annotation, cellular component: cytoplasm; microtubule. Gene Ontology annotation, molecular function: structural constituent of cytoskeleton; GTP binding. The record is from RefSeq and is a predicted model, not a curated record. Gene Ontology annotation, biological process: microtubule cytoskeleton organization; mitotic cell cycle. Bases 315 to 1748 code for a protein of 477 amino acids. The transcript has 10 exons.